AUGUCCGAAGGCAGAGAAUCCCCCGAACCCGAGCGCCAGUCCGGUGCUCAGCUGCACGACACCAUGGGUCAAGGUGUCCACUCAAAGGACAAGUCCUCCAAGCAGGUUGAAGAGUCGUCCAAGUCGCAAACAGAGAACCUCUCCUCUAACCCGCGCGGACCAAUGGAGGAUGCCGUUGAGAAGAAGUUUUCAAAGGGCCCAGGGAACAAGACGAGUUAG
This is a messenger RNA of Akanthomyces muscarius, 219 nucleotides long. RefSeq lists its product as uncharacterized. NCBI's taxonomy places the organism in Eukaryota, Fungi, Ascomycota, Sordariomycetes, Hypocreales, Cordycipitaceae. Bases 1 to 219 code for a protein of 72 amino acids. The transcript has 2 exons. The record is from RefSeq and is a predicted model, not a curated record.